Messenger RNA from Menidia menidia (Atlantic silverside), 426 nucleotides. The record is from the annotation of a GenBank genome assembly. NCBI's taxonomy places the organism in Eukaryota, Metazoa, Chordata, Actinopteri, Atheriniformes, Atherinopsidae.
AUGCUCUCUCAUGUGCUUUUCGUCCACAUAUUUUUCUGUAACGGCUCCAUUUUACAGGAGCCAGACAGUAUCUUAAGUAAUUUUGACCAUGUGUGCAACAUGUCCGUGGACUGGGUAGGAUACGGGUACGCCACCCUCAUCGCGUCCGGAGGAGUCAUUGGCUACGCUAAAGCAGGAAGUGUCCCCUCCCUUGCUGCUGGUCUUCUUUUUGGUGGCCUUGCAGGUUUUGGUGCCUACCAGAUCUCCAAUGACCCAAAAAACAUUUGGGUGUCUUUAGCGACAUCCGGAGUCUUAACUGGUGUCAUGGGAAAGAGGUUCUACGGGUCGAGGAAGCUCAUGCCAGCUGGUUUGAUGGCGGGCGCCAGCCUUCUGAUGGUGGGGAAGCUGAGCUUGGCACUGCUCCAGAAACCUGCAGAGUCCUCAUGA